Coffea eugenioides is the source of this 1391-nucleotide messenger RNA. RefSeq names its product serine/arginine-rich splicing factor RS2Z33. Lineage: Eukaryota; Viridiplantae; Streptophyta; Magnoliopsida; Gentianales; Rubiaceae. The record is from RefSeq and is a predicted model, not a curated record. Gene Ontology annotation, cellular component: nuclear speck. The transcript has 6 exons. Gene Ontology annotation, molecular function: mRNA binding; zinc ion binding. The coding region runs from base 341 to 1126 and encodes 261 amino acids. Gene Ontology annotation, biological process: mRNA splicing, via spliceosome.
UGGGAAUACCACUCGUCUCUAUGUCGGUCACCUGUCUUCAAGGACUCGUUCUCGAGACUUGGAGCAUCUCUUCAGCAGAUAUGGGAGGUUACUCGACUUUUGCCUGGCCUGAAGGUCAAAUGGUGAGUGGGUGGCCUUGGUGGAAAUUCUUGCCGAGUGUUAGGAGACUUUGGAGAUUCUUUCUGUUGUGUCUUUGCGUAUUUUUAUGGCAUUGGCAACAAUCUCAAAAUGGUGUUUAGUUCGUCUUGAAGGACAAGUUUCAUGCACUUCCAGUACUUAAGUAAGUAAUGAUGGCCUUACUGUUUCUGGCAACAAUUUCCGCAGAGUACGAGACGUGGAUAUGAAGCAAGACUUUGCUUUUGUGGAUUUUAGUGAUCCAAGGGAUGCUGAUGAUGCAAUAUAUAGUUUAAACGGUCGAGAAGUUGAUGGGCGGCGUAUCAUAGUCGAACUUGCAAAAGGAGUGCCGCGUGGUCCUGGUGGUGUUCGUGAAUAUCUUGGCAGAGGUCCUCCUCCUGGGUCUGGACGCUGCUUCAAUUGUGGUCUUGAUGGUCACUGGGCCAGAGAUUGCAAAGCUGGCGACUGGAAGAACAAGUGUUAUCGCUGUGGGGAAAGAGGUCAUAUAGAAAGAAACUGCAAGAAUAGUCCUAAGAAGCUGAGACGUGGUCGUAGUUAUUCAAGAUCACCAGUGAGAUCACGAACUCCUCGCCGUGGCAAAGGUCGCAGUCCAAGCUAUAGCCGCAGUCGCAGCUACAGCCGGUCAAGAUCACCUCCAGUUAGAGGGCGAGUUCUUGAGCGUGAGGAUCGGAGAUCUAGAUCUCCAUACAGUAGCCCUGAUCUUAAGAAGGCUCCUUCCAGAUCAAGGAAGCGUAGCUUAACACCUGAUGAAGCCGAUAUGAGGGCUAGAGAGAGUCCUCUUAUUGAGAAAGAGAGAUUGGUGAACAAGCAAGAUGAGAACAGUCAAAGCCCUAUUGAAAGGAGCAAAAGCCCUGUGGGCUAUGAUAGGAGGUAUGAUAAUAGCCCUGUUGAAGCAAAUGGUCACAGCCGCAGCCCUAGCCUGAGGGAUGAGAGGAGCCCUGUUGGUGAUAAUGAUGAACAAAACACUCCAAGAGGCAGCGAGUCACCAUGAAAACUUGGCUUACCGAGUGUUUUCAGGUCAAGAAUAUGCAUCAAGUGGGGUUGAUCUGUGGCCUUUUUUCUAGUUUUGAGAAUUUUUAUGAUAUUGCAUCAUAAUGUUACAGUAGAUUGCAUAGGUUUUGGCUUGAGGAGCAGGAUUUGAUUAUAUGUUACUGUUGUGUAUUAGUGGUGGAGUGUAAUAACUUGCUAGAAAUGGGCUACCUUGUUCUCUUACAGUGGUAUGCAGCAGGUCUUAUGUUUUAUCUCGCUUUCUGUUA